CUUAAAAGUGGUCCUGAUUUAUUUGGUACAAACAUACUUCUACGUUACAUGCUCCUACUAGUCCUCGCGAUCGAACUCGUUGAAUUCAUGCUCGAUCUAGCUUGAUACGCAAACAAAAUAUACCUGCCAAGUCAACUUCACGGCCGGAUCGUGCCGCGAUCUUCAAUACACGGUGCGACGCUAAUGAACGGCAACUCAAGCGCCAACUUAGUACAAAAUUAAGCCUCGACGCGGCCGCUCCCGAUCGGCCAUGCGCGAACGUGCAGUGGUGGUGGUGCAUCGACGAUGGAGAUGAGCGGCGCCGGAGCGGGAGGCGUGCCGACAAAGCUGGAGCACGACGACGCUGCGGCUGUGGCGGCGGAGCGGGAGCCGUGCGGCGGCGGCGCGCCGAGGAGGGAGGAGAAGGAGCGGUGGCGACGGGUGCUGGUCGUCGGCUGCCUGGUGGCGCUGCUCCUCUUCGCGUUCUUCGUCCUCGGGCGGGAGAGCGCGUCGGAGGUUCUGCAGAUCGCGAGCUCCAAGCUGUCCGCGAUGAACGGAGGGUUUACGACGAAAAACCCUUCUCAUGGCGGUGGCGCCGCCAAGCAUGCCGACGAGCUCCUCGGCGGGCUGCUGGCGCCGGGCAUGGACCGGCGGUCGUGCCGGAGCCGGUACCAGGCGGCGCAUUACUACAAGCACUUCCCCUACGCGCCGUCGCCGCACCUCCUGGACAAGCUGCGCGCCUACGAGGCUCGGCACCGGAGGUGCGCGCCGGGGACGCCGCUGUACAACCGCUCCGUCGAGCAGCUCCGGUCCGGCCGCAGCGCCGGCGGCGUGGAGUGCAACUACGUCGUCUGGCUCCCCUUCGACGGCCUCGGCAACCGCAUGCUGUCCAUGGUGAGCGGCUUCCUCUACGCGCUCCUCACCGACCGCGUCCUCCUCGUCGACCUGCCCCAUGACUCCUCCGACCUCUUCUGCGAGCCCUUCCCCGGCGCGACAUGGCUGCUCCCGCCGGACUUCCCCGUCGCCAACCUCUUCGGCCUCGGGCCGAGGCCCGAGCAGUCGUACACGACCCUCCUGAACAAGAAGAAGAUCACCGCCGUCGUCAACAACGACGACGACCCGGCAUCAAAGAACGCCACGGCCGCGCUGCCGCCGCCGCCGGCGUACGUGUACCUGAGCCUAGGGUACCAGAUGGCGGACAAGCUCUUCUUCUGCGGCGACGACCAGCGCGCGCUCGCCAAGGUGAACUGGCUGCUGCUGUACAGCGACCUCUACUUCGUCCCGUCGCUCUACUCCGUCGCCGAGUUCAACGGCGAGCUCCGGCGGCUGUUCCCGGCGAAGGAGAGCGCGUGCCACCUCCUCGCCCGCUACCUCCUCCACCCGACCAACGCCGUGUGGGGCAUGGUGACACGCUACUACAACUCCUACCUAGCCCAGGCAAGCCGCCGCAUCGGCGUCCAGAUCAGGAUGUUCAACUUCGCCUCCAUCCCCGUCGACGACCUCUACAAUCAGAUCCUCACCUGCUCCCGCCAAGAACACGUUCUACCGGAAACCACCACCGACAACGACAACGACGACGAUCUUGCCACGGCGUACGACAGCAACAGCAGCAAUGGCAGCGGUGGCGGCAACUACUCGGCCAUCCUGAUCGCGUCGCUGUACCCGGACUACUACGAGAGGAUCCGGGCGACGUACUACGAGCACGCGACGAGGGGAAGGGUGAGGGUGGGGGUGUUCCAGCCGACGCACGAGGAGAGGCAGGCGACGCAGAGGCUGUUCCACAACCAGAAGGCGCUGGCGGAGAUCCUCCUGCUGGGGUUCUCCGACGAGCUCGUCACGUCCGGGAUGUCGACGUUCGGGUACGUGGGCAGCAGCCUCGCGGGCGUGCGGCCGACGAUCCUGAUGCCCGCGCACGGCCACAGGGUCCCCGCGCCGCCGUGCCGGCGAGCCGUGUCCAUGGAGCCGUGCAACCUCACGCCGCCGCGGGUGGGCGAGGCGGAGUGCCGGGAGAUGGCCGCCGUCGUCGACAAGGAGGACGUGGCCCGGCACGUCAAGGUCUGCGAGGACUUUGAUAGAGGGGUGAAGUUUUUCGAUUGAUCACGUUCUCUCAUUGAAUUUUGAGUCGAUAGCUGGUUCUUGACUUCUUUUUUUUUUCCUUACAGUAUUUUUUAUGAGCACGCUUCCUAAUUUUGCUAAGCCGUGUGUUUUAAUACAAUAAAAUUUUAUGUAAAAGUUUUUAAAAAAGAUCAAAUAAAUCAAUUUUAAUUGUAGUAGUUAAUAGUUGAUUAAUAUAUGUUCAUUAUAUA
Oryza sativa Japonica Group (Japanese rice) is the source of this 2285-nucleotide messenger RNA. RefSeq names its product probable fucosyltransferase 8. Gene Ontology annotation, cellular component: membrane; Golgi apparatus. The record is from RefSeq and is a predicted model, not a curated record. NCBI's taxonomy places the organism in Eukaryota, Viridiplantae, Streptophyta, Magnoliopsida, Poales, Poaceae. Gene Ontology annotation, biological process: xyloglucan biosynthetic process; cell wall biogenesis. Gene Ontology annotation, molecular function: galactoside 2-alpha-L-fucosyltransferase activity.